Messenger RNA from Physcomitrium patens, 3978 nucleotides. RefSeq names its product kinesin-like protein NACK1. NCBI's taxonomy places the organism in Eukaryota, Viridiplantae, Streptophyta, Bryopsida, Funariales, Funariaceae. The record is from RefSeq and is a predicted model, not a curated record. Gene Ontology annotation, biological process: microtubule-based movement. Gene Ontology annotation, molecular function: microtubule binding; ATP binding; microtubule motor activity.
CAGCGAGACAGAUCGAGGGAGCGAGCGAGGGGAGUGGGAGAGUGAUCGAGAAGGCGUCGCCGUGUCGGACCUUGCAAAUCCUUGUGACCGUUGUGUCAAAUCGGUGCCUUCCUCCUCCAACGAUCUCCCCUUCCAAGCCUCUUCCCGAAGCCUUCCCCCCCUCCUCCUCCUCCUCCACCCCCACUUUCUGUUCUGGGUGUCGUCUCUGAUCCCGGCAUUCUGUUUCGGGGACCCAAUUCUGUGCUUGCUGGAGCGGUGCGGCCUCUGACUUCAAUCUCCGUUUCAAUUUUUCGCCCGGAUCGUCUUGUGCCUGGAAAUUGACGUUUGUGUCGUCGGACGAUCGUAUGGGUUUGAUGUAGUGCGGCGUUGUUGAGUUUCUGCGUCGGGAAUUUAUGGUGCACGGCUGGUGACUUUGUUUCAUCAACGUGACGUGGAGCUGCAUUGCUCUCUGAGUUGGAGUGCGUGCUGGUGUGCGGCUUGUUGGAUUGAUGUGCUUGAAGAGGAAGAGGAAGCCGUUCUCCCCCCAGGCCUGGUUCGGAGGGAGAGGGGAAGUUUGAAGAGAAGGGCUGAAAGAGAGUCGUAGGCGGGUGGCUUAGCGUCCACAGCCAUGACUGUGGCAAUCGAAAGAGGUGGAGGAGCCCAAUUGACACGGGUCAGAAGUGGGGAAGAGAAGAUUUAUGUCACCGUCCGAGUGAGGCCGCUUAGCGCCAAGGAGGUCGCGCGGUCUGACGCUUCUGAUUGGGUGUGCACCAGUGAGCAGUCAAUAGCGUUCAAGCACGCUCUUCAGGAGCGUUCCCCAUUUCCUGCCGCAUAUACACUAGAUCGUGUCUUCGGACCCGACUGCCUCACUCGAAGGGUAUAUGAAGAAGGCGCUAAGGACGUGGCUCUCUCAGCACUCACGGGUCUAAAUUCCACUAUUUUUGCAUAUGGCCAAACCAGCAGUGGGAAAACGUAUACAAUGAGGGGAGUCACUGAAAGCGCCAUUGCAGACAUUUUUGAGUACAUCGAACAUAAUACAGAUAGAGAAUUUUUAUUGAAAGCUUCAGCACUCGAAAUCUACAAUGAGGUGGUCAAAGAUUUAUUGACCCCCGAAGGUGUUCCUCUGAGAUUACUCGACGACAAAGAGAAGGGUACUGUUGUGGACAAGCUGAAAGAGGAAGUUAUCCGUGACAUCAGCCAUCUGCGACAGCUAAUCAAAAUUUGCGAAGCUCAACGACAAGUUGGCGAGACGAGCCUGAAUGAUACAUCGUCUAGGUCGCAUCAGAUCAUCCGAUUGACGGUGGAGAGCCACCCCUCUGGAGUUUCUCCAGGGAUCCCAUCUGCCUCAUUAAUAGCCAGCUUGAAUUUUGUGGAUCUGGCUGGAAGUGAGAGAGCUUCUCAAACUCAUGCUGAUGGAACCAGGCUCAGGGAAGGCGCCCACAUUAACCGCAGCCUGUUAACUCUUAGUACUUGUAUUCGCAAACUCAGUGGAGGAAGUGCAAAGAAAGGACAUAUUCCAUUCAGAGAUUCCAAACUUACAAGGAUUCUACAGCACUCGCUGGGAGGAAAUGCCAGAACUGCUAUCAUCUGCACCAUGAGUCCUGCCCACAGUCAUGUUGAGCAAUCACGGAACACUCUUGCCUUCGCUACCAGAGCGAAGGAAGUAACUAAUACCACGCACAUCAACAUGGUCGUGUCGGACAAGGUUUUGGUAAAGCAACUACAGAAAGAAGUGGCCAGACUGGAGGCAGAGCUGAAAGUCCCAGAUCCAACCACUGAAAUCACAUCAUCUGAAGCACUGCUGCAUGCCAAAGAUCUACAAAUUCAGAAGAUGGAGGAGGAACUUAGGGAGCUGGAAUUAGAGCGUGAUGCUGCGCAAGCUCGACUUGAAGAGGUAAGGAGGAAGCUGGAGGAAGAAGAGGUGGCGAAAAGACUAGCUGAAGAGGCAGCCAUGAAACUUGCUGUGGAAGCGGCGAACAGACCUCCAUCAACACCUGGUCCUCUAUCCAUCUCCCGUACUCCUCUGUCAAUUAGUACGAACCGAAGAAGGUGGUCUGAUUCGGGAGAUUAUCUCACACGAAAAUACGAGGAAGGGAACCAGCACCCGCAAACUCCUCCUAGCCAGAUGCGGCUGAAAGGCCCAGCCAUGUCUGUUCGGCAAUCUACUGCUGCUUCAGUUAUGCUGGUUCAAGAGAUUCGGAAUCUAGAAACUCUACAGGAUGAGUUGGGAGAGGAUGCCAACCGAGCUCUUGAAGCUCUUCAAAAGGAAGUAGAGUGUCUGCGGUUAGCUCAAGCUGGUAUGAACCAUGACGCUGCUUCUACAGUUCAGAAACUUCAGGAUGAGCUUCAAACUAUGCACAGUCUUCGAUCGUCAACUUCAAAAUUCAGGAGCUUGGAGAGCAAGGAGGGCGUAGACACUCUACGCCAGUCUCUCAGUCUCAACCAAGUGACCUUGCGACAAGAGCUCUCUAGACUGGGAGGAAAGGACAAGUCUGACGCUGAUGCUGCCAUAGCGACUCUGGAGGAGCAGUUGGAGAGUGUGCAAAGGUCCUUGGACAAAAUGGUUCGUGCUAAUGAAGCACGCUCGCCCAAGGAGGCUGGAGGGGUAUCUAAAACCCGUGGACGACGAAGGAAUGCUCCCCCAACUCCCUCGGCCAGCAUGACUAGGCAGCGCCUCACAUCAGAUACUCCUUCCUCCCCAGCUGCUCGGAGGACAUUACGAUACAGUAAUAGCGAGAACAAUGAAAAUGCACCCCCAAGAGUAUUACGUGACAACAACCCUCAUAACGCUGAAGAGCCUGCAACACCUCGAGGUAAAGGACACCUAACGCAAGGCGUGUCGCCAUCAAAGAGAAAUCUGAACACAAGCCAAUCCAAGGAGAGUCCUGGCGGUGCACACGAGAGGUCCAACUUAGUGGACCUCCGGAAAAUGCAGAAUUUGUUUAAAACUGCAGCUGAAGACAAUAUCAAAAGCAUACGCACUUAUGUUACAGAUUUGAAGGAGCGUGUAGCAAAGCUUCAAUAUCAGAAGCAGCUUCUUGUGUGCCAGGUUCUUGAACUAGAAGCUGGAGGGCUCGAUGACGAGGAAGUAGAGGGAGAUGACCACCUCAAUGAUGAUGAGCUUGAUUUGCAGCCUGUGCAAUCACUUGAUAGCUGGAAGCUACAAUUUGAUCAGCAACGAGCUCUCAUCUUGGAAAUGUGGGACACCUGCAAUGUGUCCAUCGUCCACAGAACUCAAUUCUAUCUAUUAUUCAAUGGAGAUCCUGCUGAUUCCAUUUACAUGGAAGUUGAGCUACGCCGUUUAACAUGGCUGCAAGAGAACUUCAAUGCCGAGUCCCAAGGGAAUCAGUGCAAUGCUAACACCCUAGAGGAGCAAUUAAUCCAUCGCGCUCAUAGCCCAAGCAGCUCGAACAGCACUAAAAGCUUGAAAAGAGAAAGGGAUCUUCUAGCAAAGCAGAUGUCGCGAAGAUUGCCCAAUGAGGAAAGGGAAGACUUGUACAUAAGGUGGGGUGUCCCUCUUGACACAAAGCAGCGAAAGCUGCAGCUGGUGUAUAAGUUGUGGGCAGACCCUCAUAACCUGCGUCAUGUAGAAGCCAGUGCCGAAGUCGUAUCAAGGAUUGUGGGGAUUAUUAAUCCAGGUUGUGCGCCCAAAGAGAUGUUUGCUCUGAACUUCACUCUUCCCAACCAUGCAGAAACCCCAGGAAUGUUCGGGUGGAACGGUCUUUCAGCUCUACUGCAGCAUUUUUAGACAUGUAGAGGUUUUUCAGAUGUCCUAAAUUCUGGACAAUUAGUGAAGGUGUUAGUUUAGUCACUGGCCACUUAGUUGUGAAUAAUUUUCCUCGUGAAGUUUAGGAAUGCCUCUAUUCAUAUUGACAUGAAUUGUAUAGAAGUUAUGUACCACAAGUCACUGUACAUAUAUUCUAGCUUUGGAAAAGCCAUGUUAAUUAAUUGGAUGAGCUCAAAUUCAGAGCUCUUUUUAUAAUUCCCAACUUAAAAGCA